Messenger RNA from Dioscorea cayenensis subsp. rotundata (Guinea yam), 2572 nucleotides. RefSeq names its product TOM1-like protein 9. The transcript has 10 exons. Bases 217 to 2373 code for a protein of 718 amino acids. The record is from RefSeq and is a predicted model, not a curated record. Gene Ontology annotation, biological process: protein transport to vacuole involved in ubiquitin-dependent protein catabolic process via the multivesicular body sorting pathway. Lineage: Eukaryota; Viridiplantae; Streptophyta; Magnoliopsida; Dioscoreales; Dioscoreaceae. Gene Ontology annotation, molecular function: ubiquitin binding; phosphatidylinositol binding.
AAAGAAAAAAAAUCCGAGUUUUCUGAAGACUCUUGCGGGCGUGGAGAGAGAGAGAGAGAGAGAGAGAGAGGAGGGUUUGGGGUUUUCUCGUGGAUUUAGGGUUUGCUUUGGGGUUCGAUUGGUGUCUAUUUGAUCGGUUUCUCGCCGGAGGAGUGUUGGAUUUGAGUCCGAUUUGGUGUUUUUGAAGUGGUUUUUGGAGGGAUCGGUGUGGCAGCGAUGGCAGGGUUGGUGGAGCGGGCGACGAGUGAUAUGCUGAUCGGGCCGGACUGGGCGAUGAACAUCGAGAUCUGUGAUAUACUUAAUCGUGACCCCGGACAAGCAAAGGAUGUAGUAAAAGGUGUAAAAAAGCGUCUUGGGAACAAGAAUUCGAAGGUCCAGCUACUUACACUAACACUGCUGGAGACCUUGAUAAAAAAUUGUGGUGAUGUUGUCCACAUGCAUGUUGCAGAGAAAGAUAUUCUCCAUGAGAUGGUGAAGAUGGUUAAAAAGAAGCACCCUGAUUUUCACGUGAAAGAAAAGAUACUGAUGUUAAUAGAUACUUGGCAAGAAGCAUUUGGUGGUCCCCGUGCAAGAUAUCCACAAUACUAUGCAGCGUACCAGGAAUUAUUGCGGGCUGGGGCUGUAUUUCCUCAUAGAUCUGAAAGCUCAGCACCUAUAUUUACUCCUCCUCAAACACAGCCUUUGUCAAACUAUCCUCAAUCAGUGAGAAGUCCUGAUUAUCAGCAUGAAGCACCCGAGGCAUCUGCUGGAUCUGAUUUUCCUAUCUUAAGCCUUACAGAGAUCCAGAAUGCGCGUGGUAUCAUGGAUGUUCUUGCGGAAAUGCUAAAUGCUUUAGAUCCUGGAAAUAGAGAGGGUUUGAGGCAGGAGGUAAUUGUUGACCUAGUUGAACAGUGUCGAUCUUACAAACAAAGGGUGGUACAACUUGUGAACACUACAUCGGAUGAGGAUCUCCUUGGCCAAGGACUUGCUUUAAAUGAUGAUUUGCAGCGGGUUCUUGCCAAGCAUGAUGCAAUCGCUGCUGGUAUUGCUGUGCGCCCAGAAAAACCAAAAACUUUACAAGCACUUGUAGAUGAUGAUAAUUCUGCCGCAACUAAUCAUGUUGGUCAUCCACCACCAGAUCAAAGAAUGUCCAUUUGUAGGUCCCCUACAAGCACAAGCACAAAUAACCAGCCACCUCUUCAGCAGUUGCUUCUACCGGCACCACCAACAUCUAAUGGAUCUGCAAAACCUCCUGCAAGAGUUGAUCCAAACAUGGAUCUUCUCAGUGGUGAUGACUAUAAUACACCUCCUGCUGAGAAUCCGCUAGCCCUUGUCCCUGUCAAUGCACCACUUACCAACCUCUCGGCAUCUGACCAGAAUGUUUUAGCUUUGGCAGACAUGUUUGCUGAAGCCAGUAAUGCAAAGACUAGUAACAAUCCUAACAGUACUUUUAGUUCUAACCCAGCAUUCCCAGAACCACAGGUGUUUCCGGCUGCAACACCUCAGCUUCAGCAGUCCCAACCUGGUCUUUAUCCUAAUGGGGGCAGCCAAAACUCAGGAACACUUCACUAUCAACCAGCAGCUAAUGGCCAUGGGACCCAGCUGAAUCACAAUAAACCUGUAUGGAAUGGUGAAGUUUCCCAAGGCUUCAAUCCUCAGCAGCAAACAUUUGGAUAUGGCCCAGAUGAUCAAGGCGGGGCCUUGCCUCCACCGCCAUGGGAAACUCAAACAACUCAAAGCAAUGAUGUGGAUGGCUUGCAGCCUCAGCCAAGCCCCCAAUUUGGAGUUACGCAGCCUCAGCUUGUGCAGGGCUCCCAGUUUGGAGUUAUGCCACCUCAGCCAAUUCAGGGAACCCAAUUUGGAGGCAUGCCUUACCAACCAAUGCAGGGCACCCCGUUUGGUGGUAUGCAACCUCAGCCGGUUCAGGGCAGCCAGUUCGGAGGCAUGUACCCUUCACCUAUGCAGAACAAUCAACUGGGCUUAUAUCCUUCACCUAUGCAGAAUAAUCAGCCAGUGGGGUUAUAUUCUCAGCCAAUUCUAGGUGUUCAGAUUCCGGGAAUGCAUCAAACUCCAAUGCAGAUGCAGAUGCAGAUGCAGCUCACUGGAUAUGCGUACGGGCAACAACCCAAAACUCAGUUCUAUGAUCCAAGGCAAUCUGCCUACCCUUACUCGAACCCCAAUGACGUCUCUCAGAGAAUGUAUGGGCUUUCCGUACAAGAUAACGGUCAAUACAUGAAUAUGAAUUCCUCUUAUCAGAUGUCGGCUUCCUCUUCUCUUUACACACAGCAGUCCAACAAACCGGCGAAGCCAGAAGAUAAGCUCUUCGGUGAUCUUGUUAAUAUGGCCAAAUCAAAGCAAAGCAAACCUCCUGUCAAUAAAGUUGGGAGCUCAUGAAAUCUGAGUGAGCCUUUAUUUUGUAGAUUUUUUUUUCCUUUUCUCUUGGUGAUAUUUGUAGUUCUUUUCAAUAUAUAUUUCUCAUUUCAUGCCUUAUUUGUAUGUUUGCGUUUGUUUUGAUAAUGUAAAUCUUCAGCUAGACAGGAAAGGAUACAUGAGGUUUUAUUACAAUGCUUAUGAAACUCUGCUUUGUUGCCAA